UUCCUGGGCUCUUCCCUUCCUCUCUUUAUCAAAUGUCUCCCCUCUCCCUCUCCUUCCCUUUCAUUCUUCCUCUCUCCCUCCCUCCCCCUCUGUUUUUCUCUCUCUCUCUCUCUGUCUCUCUCUCUCUCACACACACACACACACACACACACACACACACACACGUGCACACACAUGGGCCUCUGGUCUUAGACCCAUUCUCGUUUGGCUUCCUCUUCAGGUCCCCUCUCUCCUAUGGUUUAACUAUCUUUUUGUCAUCCCAUGCCUCAUUCAUAGCUUCCUGUGUACCCUGUUUUCUUUGGGACCUAAUGUUCAGCUUACAGGCCUUUGCAGGUGAGGGUCUGAAAGAAAAGUCAGUUCUCAUCCCUUUCCAUUACACACAGUGAUGCUCUGAAAGCUGUGGCUGGCGGGGGAGUGCCCCCUAUUAAGGUUUGCUUAGUCCUACAGCAAUUUCGCUCAAGUGUUUCCUCCAGCCUCCCAUGGCAGCUCACCUCAUGUAAAGCAAAGCUGUAGAAGUCAUUGGGCACAGCUUCUAAUAGCUGCUACUCUUCAGGAGAAGAAAGGGGUCCCAGCUGCCCCUGAUGCUCAUGGCAAGACAUUUCUGUCACCAGGUGAGGACCUAUUGUGCAGAAGAUAGACAAAGGUCUUUAAGAAUUUUCAUUAAAAAGGUGGAAUGGAAUGAUGAGUAACAGGUAAUAAGCCACAAAUCAGUUAUGUCAAAGAGUCAUAACUUCCUCAACAUCCUAUUCAGAGGGUUCCAGGCCUAGUUCCUAGCCCUGGUUCCCUGCCCCUACCCACAGAACAGGUCUAUAGAGAGCCAUAUGGCAACUUUGUAAGAAUUGGUAAAAGGAAUCCCUUCUUCAUUACCCUUUACUCUCAUUUCUCAGAACAUGUGUCAUAAUACAUUCAUUUUUUUAGAAUAAGCUACUUUAAUGCUAACUGCCAGAAAUUUUAGAAUUAUGCAAAUUUACAAUGUCUAUGAUAUUUGAGGCAUUCUCUAAGUUUGGGCAGUGCACAACCCACAUAACUGUACAUAGCAGCCCCAGACAGAGUUGCUCAAAGAGCAGUUUUUAGAGCAGUGUUAGAGGUGCUGAUUGGUAGUUGGUUUCCAUGUAAAGCAACAGAUGAAGAUCAAGGGUAGCUGUUAUUUCAGGUGCCACCUGUCAACUGCCUUGUGCUAUAUGUGAACUCUAAUACCCAAGCCAUAGAAUGAGAGUCAUGGCCCUAGAAAAAUGAAAGCUUCCAAUGGAGAAGGGGCAGUCCCUUAGUGAAGUUCUGAAAGACAACAACUCCUGGGGGGUGAUGCUGGCUCCAGAGGCUGUCCAAGCUGUUUUCCAUUUGAAUUUGGUCUGGUCCUCUAUUUUAGAGACACAUAAGCCAUCUACUUAUAAAUAUGGAUUUGCCAUUACUUUCCUCCUAUAUAAUGGGUUAUAGGGCUGAGCCUGCUCAAUGGGGAGAAGCAAGGAGGGAUAGGGAACAGACCACCUCCCAUCGCUCUCUGCCCUACAAAGGGUUAAAUGAUGGAAAGCAAUCUGAGGAAUCCUAUGUGAAAGUGUGAGAGAGUGUGUGUUUGUGAGUUAUGAGUGUGUACGUGCGAAAGUAUGAAAGAGUAUGAGUGUGUAUAUGUGUGUGAAAGAAAAGUAUGAGUGUGUGAGAGAGUAAGUGUAUGUGUGUGUGUGUGUAAGAGAGUAUGAGUAUGUGAGACAGUGUGUGUAUGUGUGUGUGUAGUGAGGAGCAGCCGGGGGACCAAGAUACUUCCAGCCCACAAGGGAAGCAGCGAGCAGCCUUCUUUUGGUCUCAUGCCCCAGGGAAACUCUCCAGCCCUCACCCUACCACAUAGGCCCCAGCAUGAUACAGUACUGCAACAGCUGACACGAGUCCUGAGGUCACACUUGAGAAGCAAGAGCUCUGGGAUGAGAAAACCCAGAGCCUUUUGCUUCUCGAUAUAAGAUACUUUCCACAGCACCAAGAACUUGAGUGAACUCCCAAAAUGACUUUAGAGACCACAGGCCCAGAGGAACUUGGAGGUGCAGAAGUAAUUAGAAGGGAUGAGAUAAGCUAGGGCUUGUAAGUAACCUAGGUUUGGUUGGUAAGGUUGAAGCCACAGUUGGCUUUUGAAUACUUGGGCAGUAGUUUAUUAGUUGACCUCACGUUUUGCAGUCAACCAGUCUUGGUUGACAGCUCAACUUACCUCUGUUUGUUUUUUGAAACCCAAGUGCCUGACCCCUUGAAGCUUAGAAGGGCUUAAGAGAAAAUCAACCUUGUACUUGCCUGAGAGUUAAAACUCAAUUUGAAAGAGAGAAUGAUGGUGUAAGCAGACACUUCUAGCUCCUUCCAAGUCAAACAGGGCAGCAUUGCCAUUUUGCUUUAAGUGUAUUCCAAGAACACCAGACACAUCUGUAGGUACGAAACCCAAAGCUAAAUAUAAUACUGUUUGGGUUUUUUAAAUCACCAUUUUUGAGUCACUAGACUAAAGUUACUCCCUAAUUCAGCCGUGGAUAAGCAGCUGCUAUCCUCUUCAUCUCUAUCCAAAAGGCACUCAGAGUGUCUCGUGAUUCAUCACUUAGGUGUUUGGUUAAAAUAGAAGGAAAUGGAGAUCUCAGACAGGAAAAGAUAGCACUAGAUAUUUGGAGUAAUAUAGUUUUUAACAGUGAGUUUUGCAUAGGACUCUGAGGUUCCGGCAAGACAGAGCAAAAAGAAACAUUUGAUAAAUUCUAGAGUUGCCAUUUUUCUGGUCAAAAGUAAUGUACACCUUUGUCAGGAAAGACACAGCUCAAAGGUCUAGGACAAGCUAGGUGUGUGGAUGCUCAGAUGUUAUUUCCUUUCUUAUCCUGAUUACUAAGAUGACACAAAUUUGAUGGGAUUCUUCAGGAUUCUGCUGCACGGCUUCCCUGGCUCUUGAUUCUGAAAUUCCACAAAAUGCUUUGCCAGUAGCCAAAUCCAUCCCAUCUGUUCAGUUCACUCCACAGAGCCGGGUGGUGUCUCCAGUCAUAGAUGUGAUCGACUGGAAGACUUUCCAAUAUUACCCCUCCAAGGACCUGCAGCGCGGCGUGUUGGACUGGAAGCUGGAUUUCCACUGGGAGCCUUUGCCAGAGCGAGAAAGGAAGGUCCUCCAGUCCCCCAUCAGCCCCAUCAGGAGCCCUGUGGUGCCCAUUGGGGUUGUGGCCAUGGACAGACAUUACUUCCAAAACACUGGAGCCUAUGACCCUCUCAUGUCACUGCAGGGUGGCGAAAACCUCGAACUAUCUCUCAAGGUCUGGCUCUGUGGUGGCUCUGUUGAAAUCCUGCCCUGCUCUCGAGUGGGGCACAUCUACCGAAAUCAGGAAACCCACUCCCCCUUUGAUCAGGAGGCUACUGUGCGGAACAAGGUUCGCAUCGCUGAGACCUGGCUGGGCUCAUUCAAAGAAACCUUCUACAGGCACAGCCCAGAGGCCUUCUCCUUGAGCAAGGCCGAGAAGCCAGAUUGCACAGAACGUCUGCAGCUGCAAAGAAGGCUGGGGUGUCGGAUGUUCCACUGGUUUCUGGCCAACAUCUACCCUGAGCUGUACCCAACUGAGUGCAGGCUGAGGUUCUCUGGAAAGCUCCACAAUACCGGACUUGGCCUCUGUGCAGACUGCCAGGCAGAAGGGGACAUCCCGGGCUGUGCCAUGAUGCUAGCUCCUUGCAGUGACAGCCGGCAGCAGCAGCACCUGAAGCACACCAGCAGGAAGCAGAUCCACUAUGGCAGCCCACAGCACCUGUGCUUUGAUGUCAGGCAAGAGCAGGUGAUUCUUCAGAACUGCACCAAGGAAGGCCCUGCUAUCCAUCAACAGCACUGGGACUUCCAAGAGAAUGGAAUGAUUGUCCACAUUCUUUCUGGAAAAUGCAUGGAAGCUGUGGUGCAGGAAAACAGUAAAGAUUUGUACUUGCACCAGUGUGAUGGAAAAGCCAGCCAGCUGUGGCGAUUUGACAAUGUCAACACUGUGGAUGAACGGUGACUGUCAAAGGGAAAACAGAAGUUUAGUCAUCACAGUUCAGCCCCAAGAGAACUGAAAGAGCAUGUUUAUUUCAUGAAGCAGACCCUUUUGUGUUUGUGCUUCUGGUGACAGUAGAAAAGAAAGCUCCAUGAAUGAAUAUGGAAAGUCUUUGCUUCUUACACCUUAUUGCAUUGACUGCUGGCUGUUUUAGAAAAAGGAAAAAAAAUUCAUUGCUCAUUGUCUUCAUCACUGGUAGAUGGUCAUUACAUAGUAUGGAAGAUUAGGGUUUUUUUUUUUUUUCCCAUUGAGCACUUGAUAAUUGCUUUUUAUCUCUGAUAAAAGAAAGAGGCAUGGGCAGUCUCUGGCAACAUCUCCAAUGAUACAUAAAUCUAAUAGAUAAAUCUUUUGCAAAUGGCCUUACCUUGGAUCCUCUGUGUAGCCAACCAUGAAAAUUCAAGUGUGAAGAGGAUAUAAUGGCCUGACAUCCCAAAAACUUUGGAUUAAGCUCAUUAGGACAAAUUCCAUGUUCACUGGCUGAGCCAUAGCUCAGAAGAAGAAAGGGAGGCCACUGAGGAAGAGUAGAGUUCAAAAGAAGAUGGAAGAGCUUUGGCCCAAUUCUCCAGCUCAGCUCAGCUAGAAAGUCAGCAGACCUGGAAUAGGAUGUUUUCAUGUAAAUGAGAAUUUCCUCCAUACUUUCUACCUCCAUUCUCCCUGCCCUAGCCCUUCUCUAGCUUGGUUAACCCCAACCAGAAUCUCAUGCAAUGUAUUUCUCUUUAAUCAUUGGUAUUGGAAGGGUCAGCUUGGACUGAGCAUUCCCAGUAACAAAGUAUAUACAAUUGAGAAAUUCUCCUGAUGCCCUGUCAUAGGGUUUGCAUUGACUGAAUCAGAAAUAGCAACCUCCAUAAAGAAACAAGCCUCCCCAGAAGGGACAUGCCUGCACUUGAGCCAAAACUCAUAUGAAAGGAACCAGAGUUGGGUAUCAAUACCCAUUAGGGCUGAUGUGGCCAUUUCUGAGCCUGGGAUCCCCAAAUGUGCCUGCAGGUUGAAUGUUCAUAACUGGGGGAGCUACAUGCCUCAGCUAGAGCAGAGCCAGUGCUAGCAAGAGCUGAAGGGCUCUCCUUGCUGUGACCUGGUCUACCUAGUUUGGCCAUAGGGAGCUGUUGAGUGAAGUUGAUUGUACUGUUAAGAAGACACCAUUUAUCCCCCUGUUUCUCCUCUAAGUAGAGUUUGAUCUCUACACGGUCAGCUUAGAAACCUCCCUUCAAAGAUAUUAUCUCCUCUGGGCUGUCUCAGAAUUUAGAGUGUUUCAAAUAAGAAAAACUAGGUAGGAAGUGAGGGUUUCUAAGCAAUGCCUAUCAUAAUUAUGUAUUCUUUUUCCAUCAGCUUAAGUCAAUAGCCCACUGCAUUUUUCCUUCCUCAGAAUACACUCCAGACCUGUGCUGUCUACAGUAGCUAUUAGCCACAUGUGGCUAUUUAAAUGUUAAAUUAAAUGUUAAUUUUUAAUAAAAAUUACAACUCAGUUUCUCAGUUGUACUGGUCACAUUUCUAGUGCUUAAUAGCUGCUUGUGCCUAGUGGCUACUGUAUUGGAGAGCACAGAUAUAGAACAUUCUAUCACUGCAAAUAGUUCUAUUGGAUAGUGCUGAUCUCGAUAGAUUCAUCAGCCCAUUGAGAGAAGAGAUUUUAGCCACUGUCUGCUUCCUUCAGACAUUCUAUAUUUAAAACAAAUUCUCCUGACAUCCUGAGGCUGGGAUGGAGCUAAAAAAUUAUCAGAUGGCAACCCUGUAAAUGGUAUUAAUAGUUGCAAACUAAAAAUUAAACAAGACCUCUAUUUUUUUAAGUAAACUUAAUUAUUGGCAUUGUGAGUGAAGUUGCUGGAAUAAAUUAAUAUAAUUAAAUAAA
Molecule: messenger RNA, 5856 nt
Organism: Nyctereutes procyonoides (raccoon dog)
Lineage: Eukaryota; Metazoa; Chordata; Mammalia; Carnivora; Canidae
Gene: GALNT15
Product: polypeptide N-acetylgalactosaminyltransferase 15
Exons: 8
Coding region: 3168-3977 (269 amino acids)
Cellular component (GO): Golgi apparatus
Source: RefSeq, a predicted model, not a curated record